Messenger RNA from Selaginella moellendorffii, 1338 nucleotides. RefSeq lists its product as uncharacterized. The transcript has 5 exons. The record is from RefSeq and is a predicted model, not a curated record. The coding region runs from base 51 to 1037 and encodes 328 amino acids. NCBI's taxonomy places the organism in Eukaryota, Viridiplantae, Streptophyta, Lycopodiopsida, Selaginellales, Selaginellaceae.
UAGGGCUCUUGUUUGGAGGUAUUGGAUGAGAUCGAUCAGGCGUGGGCGUUAUGCAAGAGAUGGCAUUGUUUACAGCACCAGUGGUUUUUUCCGUCCUAGGAUGGCCCUUGAUUUACAGCAUUGCGGAAUGUCGCCAAGGUCGCAAUGCGCGGGUUAACCUCCCUCGCUGGUGGAUCUCAUCCUCCUUCUUCUUCCUCACGCCACUGAUUUUUGGAAUAGCGUUCCAAUUCGUUGGAAACGUGGUUUUCCGGAUUCCAACGAGCAACGCCCGGCAUUCAUCGCAGUGUAAAAUACUAUCCAAAAGCGUGGAUGUUCGUGUUGCGAAAACCUGUCUCUCAGGUGACUUAUCUCCAGUUUCGAUCAGACUGUUUGGUAUGCCCGACCCUUCGAAAUUCCGCUGCUCUUUGGAUUACUAUUGGGUAGCAGGCCUUGAGGUGGAGUUUAGUAUCUUGAAUUCGUCCAUUCGAUCUUUAUUCGAAGAGCCCAAAGAGGUUCUUCCAAGUCAUUGCAGACCCGUUUUUGCCGAGGUUUGGAGAAUAGCGGAAAGUUUCGAGGCAAACCGCAGCUACCGUUGUAUCCAUACUGAUAAGACCAUUUAUUCUAUAGAUGGUAUAGGACUUCCAUCUCAAGAUCGCUGUAAGCCAGAAUCACCAUCCACAUUCAAGCUUCUUCGGGACUACAUCGUACUGAUAGCAAGUUCCUACAACCUUAAGCAGCCAGCUUCGGCUGGCUAUCUGUUCUGGAAAGGAGUUUACGCGCUGUUAGUCGGACUUGCCUACUGCGUAAUUCUUACAGGCGUUACGAAGCUCUCAUCCUGGUUCCAGUUUAAAGUGGUCGAUCCAGGCCAUCGCAACUUUAUCGACGUCUUAGUUUUUGAAGUGAGAUUGCAAUUAUUGUUCCUUAUUGUCUCCAUCUCAACAGCUGUGGUUUUGUCGACGAUACGACUUGAGCAACUGCGCAUUGGAUUCCAUUUACUUACUGGGAUUGAUUUCAGAUCGAAGACUUUGGGACAGUGGUUGGAAACUAUAUUCAUCUAAAGCAGCCAGUUAUUGGAUAGACAAUUCCAAGGCCAUGGUUUGUAUUCUAAGUUUUUAACAUAUGCUCAUCGAGGACGGCCGAAAGGGCUCGCGUUUUGUCAAGCUACGAGUCCUGCAGAAAGUUCUCCGUGUCAGAAGUUCUUGGCUAUGGUAUUCUUGUCAAUAGUUCAUGAAGCUUAUGAUUGAGACGUUCACCUUCUUCAAUAGAGCCUUUGGAGCUCAGGGGGCUGGCGAUAUGCUCCUUCUCCGCCAGAACUUGAGUCUUCGUCGUGGUACUUACCAUCUCCGUUUCAUGCUCAAU